GCCCCAGCCAGGGAAUUUCAAUUUGAAACCGAGCGGAGGGAGGAGGCGGUUGCGGCGGCCCGGCGGCAGGGGCUGGAGCGGGACCAGUUCCCGCAGCGAGCGAGCCCUGGAGGUGCAGUGUCCGGCCUAAGCUGUAACCAUGACCACUGAAGUAGGCUCCACUUCCGAAGUGAAGAAAGAACCUGAACGAUUAGGAGCAGACACAGAUACAACCGAGGAGAAAACGAAAGAAGUAGCAGAAAAUCAGCAGAACCAGUCCUCCGAUCCAGAGGAGGAAAAAGGUUCCCAGUCAUCUCCUACAGCUGACAGCCAAAGUAGUCCACACCGCCAGAAGAGAGAGAAGGAUCCAUCGGAGAGCAGGGGAAUUUCUCGAUUCAUACCCCCAUGGCUUAAGAAACAAAAGUCCUAUACCUUAGCAGUGGCCAAAGAUGGAGGAGAUAAAAAAGAGCCUACCCAAGCUGUUGCUGAGGAGAUUUUAGAUAAAGAAGAGUCUCUUCCUGAAGGAGAGAGGCAGGCCAAGGGUGAUGCCGAAGAAACCGCUCAGAGGAAACAACAGGAGGUUAAAGUUGAUGUCAAGGAAGAGAAACCAGUGAGCGGUCCUGCGGCACAGCCUGCUGAUGAAGUAAGUAAGGAGAGAGAAGAGAAGGCUAAAGAAAUACAGGAAGACAAAUCAGAAGAAGCAAAAAGGGAGACCAAGGAAGUGCAGACCAAUGAGCUAAAGUCAGAAAAGGCUUCUCAGAAAGCCACCAAGAAGACCAAAACUGUCCAGUGUAAAGUGACCCUCCUAGAUGGCACCGAGUACAGCUGUGACCUGGAGAAAUGUGCGAAGGGACAAGUGUUAUUUGACAAAGUGUGCGAACAUCUCAAUCUCUUGGAAAAGGACUAUUUUGGACUUUUAUUUCAGGAAAGCCCUGAACAGAAAAACUGGCUAGAUCCUGCAAAAGAAAUAAAGAGACAGCUACGAAAUCCUCCUUGGCUGUUCACCUUUAAUGUGAAGUUUUAUCCUCCUGAUCCUUCUCAGUUGACUGAAGAUAUCACCAGAUACUUCUUGUGCCUUCAGCUCCGGCAGGACAUUGCCUCCGGCCGCCUGCCCUGCUCAUUUGUGACUCAUGCCCUCCUGGGAUCCUACACGCUGCAGGCUGAACUUGGGGACUAUGAUCCAGAAGAACAUGGCAGCAGUGACCUCAGUGACUUCCAGUUUGCCCCCACACAGACGAAGGAGCUGGAAGAGAAGGUGGCAGAGCUGCAUAAAACCCACAGGGGCUUAUCUCCAGCACAAGCUGAUUCUCAGUUCUUAGAAAAUGCAAAGAGGCUCUCCAUGUAUGGCGUUGACCUACAUCAUGCCAAGGACUCGGAAGGCGUGGACAUCAAGCUGGGUGUGUGCGCUAAUGGGCUUCUCAUUUACAAAGACAGACUGAGAAUCAAUCGUUUUGCUUGGCCGAAAAUCUUGAAAAUUUCCUAUAAGCGCAGUAACUUCUACAUUAAAGUUAGGCCAGCAGAGCUCGAACAAUUUGAGAGCACCAUUGGAUUCAAACUGCCAAACCAUCGGGCAGCAAAAAGGCUAUGGAAAGUGUGCGUGGAACAUCAUACUUUCUACAGGCUUGUGUCUCCAGAGCAGCCACCAAAGGCCAAGUUCCUGACCCUGGGGUCCAAAUUCCGCUACAGCGGCCGCACCCAAGCCCAGACCCGCCAGGCAAGCACUCUCAUUGACAGGCCAGCACCACACUUUGAGCGUACCUCUAGCAAACGGGUCUCCAGGAGUCUAGAUGGAGCUCCAGUUGGUGUUGUUGAUGAAAGUCUUAUGAAGGAUUUUCCUGGCCCUGCUGGGGAGGUUUCAGCAUAUGGCCCCGGAGCUGUCAGCACCGCCAUGGUACAGGAUGGGGAUGGCAGAAGGGACCUCAGGAGCCCGACUAAAGUCCCACAUGUGCAAUUCGUUGAAGGAAAGAAGAAUUCCUUGAGAGUAGAAGGGGAUAAUAUUUAUGUCAGACAUAGCAAUUUAAUGUUGGAGGACCUCGAUAAGGCCCAGGAGGACAUACUGAGACAUCAGGCUAGCAUUAGUGAACUCAAGCGCAAUUUUAUGGAAUCCACACCUGAGCCGCGCCCUAAUGAAUGGGAAAAACGACGUAUCACACCUCUGUCCCUACAGACACAAGGGAGCAAAGGAGACCAUCUUUUCAAGGAUAUUUUAUCCGUGAAGGAGAAGCAUCAGAGAGCGGCAACACGGACAGUUGAAGAAAAAGUCCAGGAAGCAGACAAGAAACGCGCUCCCGAGUCAGAAGGGCCUUGCACUGGAGCCAGUGAUGCUGCUAAGAGUUCACAUGAGACUCUGAAUGUAGUGGAGGAGAAGCAGCAGGCAGAGGUUGGGAAAGACGAAAGAGUAAUCACAGAAGAAAUGAACGGUAAAGAGCUAUCACCUGGGAGUGGUCCUGGGGAGACCCGUAAGGUGGAGCCUCUGACGCAGAAAGACUCCACCUCCCUGUCUUCUGAGAGCAGCAGCGGCAGCGAGAGCGAGGAGGAGGAAGACGUGGGCGAGUACCGGCCCCACCACCGUGUGACCCAGGGCACCAUAAGGGAAGAGCAGGAGGAGUAUGACGAAGAGGUGGAGGAAGAAGCCGGCCGAGCAGCCAAGGUAGUAGAGAGGGAGGAAGCAGUGCCAGAAGCCAGCCCAGGCAGACAAGCAGGUGCCAGUGUAAGCGCAGUAGAAACAGUGAUCCGGGAGAAGGUAGUGGCCCCAAAGCUAUCUGCAGAGAAGAGUGUAAACGAAGGCGCUAUUAAGCAAGACAUGAGCGAAGAAACAGAGGACGAGCAGCAGCAUAAAGUUAACGGAGAGGUGUCUCAUGUUGACAUUGAUGUGUUGCCACAAAUUAUUUGUUGUUCCGAGCCACCAGUGGUAAAAACAGAGAUGGUAACAAUUUCUGAUGCCUCACAAAGGACAGAAAUCUCCACCAAGGAAGUCCCUAUUGUCCAAACUGAGACCAAAACCAUCACAUAUGAGUCUCCACAGAUUGAUGGCGGGGCUGGUGGUGACUCGGGGACGUUACUGACGGCACAGACCAUCACAUCUGAGUCCGUGUCGACGACGACGACAACACACAUCACCAAGACUGUGAAAGGUGGAAUAUCUGAAACAAGAAUUGAGAAACGCAUCGUGAUCACGGGAGAUGCGGACAUCGAUCAUGACCAGGCGCUGGCCCAGGCCAUCAGGGAAGCCAGAGAGCAGCACCCCGACAUGUCGGUCACGAGAGUGGUGGUGCACAAAGAGACGGAGUUGGAGGAAGGGGAAGAGUAAGUAAGGACAUCCUUAAGUGAAGCUGCCUGCCGCCUUACCGUCUUUGCUUCUGUGUCACCGACAGUGCGCAGUGGUAACAAACAGUGACUUUGGUACAGUUUGGUGGCACUGCUUUGACCUGUGUGUCAUGAUGCCAACAGGGGCACUCACCCUUGUGUCACUAUCAGUGAAAAUGUCCAUUCCCCGGAAAUGGCAGCUAAUGGCUCAGUGUGAUUAUGAAAUGGCUUUGACUUCAUUACCCCCCGAAAACGUCUCUCCCUCAGGAUCUGCAGACUUGGAGAACUGGUCGGUCUGCAUCAUAGUGGUGCUAUAAACAUGGUGAGCAUUGGCUGUUCCCUGGGUUAACCGAAUAGAACUUCUCCUACUUUUUUGGCUCUAGGACCCCUCUUAGAAUGAAAAUUCAGUUUAAAAAUUAAAAUCAAAUACUCAAAGACCAAGGAAGACGGUUUAGCAUCAGUAAUAACGGAAAUCCAUAAACUAUUGUAUUUAAAGCUGAACGUUACACCUGGGUGCAUGGACCACAUUUUUAUUUAGGAAAGAGUUGGAUUAUCUCUUACAUAAAUAUUUUACUCAUGUUUUCAAGAUCUCCGGCUGUACUACUGCCCUAUUGUAAUUGAAUCUUAAUCCGAAGCUAAAUGUUAUGGUUUCUUGCAUUAUUUUAAUUAUUUUGGAUAAAAACCACAUUUUUGCGUGUUUAUUGAGAGUCCCCUUCAGAUGAGUGCUUUACCACUUACAGGCAGUAUUUCUAGUGGUUUGGGUCAAAUACUCUUUCACAAGUGCACAUUUGCAGUUUACCGAAUCCGUUUCUGGAAUAGAGCACGCUCAUGUUUGAAACCCCUGUGUGAGAGCCCCUGUCUCUGGAAACUCUGAGGUUGUGCUUUUCAGAUGCAACGAUAAAACCCCUGUGCUUGAAUUUGGCUGAUUUCCCACUGUUCGUCAGGCACAUUAAGAUAAAUUUGACUGUUUGGAACCCUCUGUGAGGACUUAAGGUGGAAUAGGCAACUGGUACAUAUCCUUGAAGCAUUUGGAUAUGGAGUUAGAUCUGUGAUUAGAUGAGGCAGCCACCUUGACCUGUUCCCACUCUGGCCCAAAGAGGGGGACAGAGGCUAGGGGAACUGCACUGUAGUAGUCAGUAACGCUCACUGACGUUGUAUAUAGUCUAGGGGUGGGAAACUAAAGCAUGGAAACGGUGGUUUGGGCUUCUGUUUUUGUUUACUUGACCAAAACUCUAAUACAUAAUGUAUAAUUCAUAUACUUCAAUGUUUUGAUCCGAUCCAAGCUCAAGGUGACCAUUAUGAUAUUGCCAAAAGGGGCAAAGAUAGUAAUUAAUGCCAGCGAUUAAUGCCUGUCAAUCUGUUGACAAAAUAAGGUAUCCAGACUAUUGUGAAAGAGAGAGAAUUCAAGCUUUAAAAAGAAAAAAAAAAAAAAAAAAAAAAGAGUUCUUGUAGGAAGCC
This is a messenger RNA of Felis catus (domestic cat), 4743 nucleotides long. It is a transcript of the gene EPB41L2, whose product is annotated as erythrocyte membrane protein band 4.1 like 2. Bases 140 to 3289 code for a protein of 1049 amino acids. Gene Ontology annotation, cellular component: cytoskeleton; plasma membrane. The record is from RefSeq and is a predicted model, not a curated record. The transcript has 22 exons. Gene Ontology annotation, molecular function: structural molecule activity; actin binding. Gene Ontology annotation, biological process: cortical actin cytoskeleton organization. Lineage: Eukaryota; Metazoa; Chordata; Mammalia; Carnivora; Felidae.